AAAGGUUUCUUUUUUUUGUUUUUAAAUGAAACUUAAGCAUCUGGUAGGGGGAUUGUUUUGGGACCAGUCUUGAUAGCCAUAUGAUUCAGUGGCAUGACAGGGUCCACGGAUCAUGUUUUGUUGAGAAUUUGGGCAAGAUGCAGCAUAAGGGGUUGUGCCUUGAUCUCGCUGUCAGUUGACAGAGUUGGAAUGAUGAGCACGUGAUUUUGUGGUUGGCGAUGAACCAAAAGAGCUGAAAGGAUGAGUCGCGCUCACUCGCACAAAGGAAGAAGAGCAGUGCAUCACACCAAAGCUUGUACUUCCCCCACAGGGUAACAUGGAGCAUCUCAUUUAUUCAACAACCAUGACUGAAACAACUGAUGACUUUGUCACUGAUUAUUACCAAGACUACUAUGACACAGACCCUACUGAGACCACCGGCAUGUGUGACAGAAGUUGGGUCCGACAGUUUCGCGGGUGGUAUGAACCCCCCCUUUUCUGGACCAUCUUUGUGCUGGGUGCCCUGGGAAACCUCAUGGUGGUCUGGAUCUACUCCACGGUGCGCAACCGCCUCAAAACCAUGACCGAUGUCUAUCUGCUCAACCUCGCCGUGGCUGACCUCCUCUUCCUGUGCACACUGCCCUUCUGGUCGAUGGAUGCCACCAAAGGAUGGGACUUUGGCAUCAGUCUCUGCAAAGUGGUGUCCGCCGUCUACAGGAUCAACUUCUUCAGCAGCAUGUUCCUGCUCACCUGCAUCAGCGUGGACCGCUACAUCGCCAUCGUGCAGGUCACAAAGGCUCAGAACUGGAAGAAAAAGCGUCUCUUCUACAGUAAACUGGCCUGCAUGGUCGUGUGGUUGGUCUCCACUCUCUUUGCCUUGCCUGAGUUUCUCUUCGCCCAGGUGAAGACGGACCUAAGCGGGUCUUCCUUCUGUGUUCUGCUUUACUGGAACAACAUAAACAACCACACAAAGAUCUUAGUGCUGUCCCUGCAGAUCUGCAUGGGCUUCUUCGUCCCUCUCCUUGUCAUGAUCUUCUGCUACGCCGUCAUCAUUCGCACCCUCCUGCAGGCCAGGAACUUUGAAAAGCACAAAGCCCUGCGCGUCAUCUUCAUCGUGGUCUUUGUGUUUGUCGUCUCCCAACUGCCGCACAACAGCUUGCUGAUGAUGGAGGCCUCGCAGGCCGCCAACACCACCAUCACGGAGUGCAGCGUCGUGAAGCGCUUCGACGUGGCCGGUCAGAUCGCAAAGAGCCUGGCGUACACUCACGCGUGCUUGAACCCUUUCUUGUACGUCUUUGUCGGUGUGCGCUUCAGGCAGGACCUCGUGAGGAUGGUCAAGAUGUGCGCUGGUGGACUGAGGAAACGGGGACUCGGCAAAGUCCAAGCGGUUCCUAAACGGCCGUCGGUCAUGACUGACACUGAGACCACACCUGCGCUUUCCUUAUAGGUCCCUGUUGUCAAAAGGUUGGUAUCGAUCAUGUAGAGCAGGGGUGUCAAACUCAUUUUAGAUUGGAGCCACAUGGAGAAAAAUCUACUCCCAAGUGGGCCGGACUGGUGAAAUCACAGCACGAUAACUUAAAAAUAAAGACAACUUCAGAUUUUUUUCUUUGUUUAAAAAUAGAACAAGCACAUUCUGAAAAAGUACAAAUCAUAAUGUUCGUGAGGUUUGUUUUAUUCUUACAUUUUGCAGUUAAUAGUAUUCUAUCUUUAUUUGUCGUUAUUUGUACUUUCUGAAUAAAUUAUAUGGGAAUGUUCAUCAAUCAACUUAUUGGUGUUAAUUUUCAAUCUAUCAAGAUAAAAAAAUUAUAUCAAAAUCAAAUUACAGGAUGUUAUUUAUGUAGUUUGCUCAUUUUCCUCGGCUGAUGCACCAACAUUGUGUUUUUUGUUUUUUUGUUUUACAUAAAGCACAAUCUACAAAGAUACAAAUAAUUGCUAUCGCAACAUCUAAUGGACACAUUUAGAACAGCAGUUUCUUUCAUUCAAAAAGUCCGGCUCAUUUUUAUACUUAGCAAACUUCCCGCGGGCCGUAUGUUUGACACCCCUGAUGUAGAGUGAACGAUACACACCUCCCCAGAAACAUCUUCAUUGGAGAUUUGUGUUAUACAGGUCAAACUAAAAACAAUUGAAUACCAUGCAAAGUUUAGUUUAUUCUAGCAAUCAGAUGGACAAGGUGAAACUAAUAUAUGAGAUAGGCUCAUAACAUGCAACUCAAGAUACUUCAAGCUUUCUGUUGAUAUUUUGAUGAUUAUGGCUUUUAUCUUAUGAAAACUUCAAAUUGAAAAUCUUAGAAAAUGUGGGGUUUUCGCAGACUAAGCCUUGAUUAUCAAAAUUGUAAGAAAUAAAGCCUUGACAUCUUACUUUACAUGUAAUGAGUUUAUAUCACAUAUCAGUUUCACAUGUGAGGUCAAAUUGCUGACAUGAAUGGACUUUUGCACAAUAUUCUAUUCUAGUUUUUGAGUUUCACCUUUUAUAAAAGUUGUUUUUUCCAGAUAUGUGUAACCAUAUCCAAAAGCAAAUGUUCACUGCAUAGGAUGUUGGUUAUCAAGAGCUGAUACCAGUACUUUGCCGUUAAGAUGCAUGCACUUUCAGGGGAACAGCGAAUGACAACCUGAAGUUGCAAAGCUUGUAUAUAAUGUAAAUGAGUGUAAAUACUGUAUCAUGCCUUUUUGCCGUCAUUUUCCAACCACUGUAAACAACAGAAUUCGAUAUUUUUAGACACAAAAGGCAUUAAAAGAAAUAUCUUUACUAA
This is a messenger RNA of Nerophis ophidion (straightnose pipefish), 2728 nucleotides long. RefSeq names its product C-C chemokine receptor type 9-like. Lineage: Eukaryota; Metazoa; Chordata; Actinopteri; Syngnathiformes; Syngnathidae. Gene Ontology annotation, cellular component: membrane. Gene Ontology annotation, molecular function: chemokine receptor activity. The record is from RefSeq and is a predicted model, not a curated record. The coding region runs from base 317 to 1426 and encodes 369 amino acids. The transcript is spliced from 3 exons. Gene Ontology annotation, biological process: immune response; G protein-coupled receptor signaling pathway; chemotaxis.